Messenger RNA from Chara braunii, 2038 nucleotides. The record is from the annotation of a GenBank genome assembly. NCBI's taxonomy places the organism in Eukaryota, Viridiplantae, Streptophyta, Charophyceae, Charales, Characeae.
CCGGCAUAACGAGAGGGGUGGCGAAGAUUAGCAUGGGGGCGGAUGAUACAUUACGCGAUGAAGACGGUGGAGUUGCGGAGGAUUGCGAGGCGGACGACGGGGCCGGUAACGACGACGAGGAGGACGACGAGGACAUGGAGAUUCAUCCACUGGGGAGAAAGCGCGGAGGGUCGACGGCCGCGAAAAAGUUGCCUGAAACGCGCGCGGGGCGGAGGAGGAAGAAGGGUGUGGAAGAUGCGUCGGCUGGCGAGGGAUCGAAAAGCCGGGAUUUUUGGACCGUGGAGCACAUGAUUGCUCUCAUUCGGGCAAAAAGAGACCAGGAUUCGCAUCUUGCCGAUCUCGCGCACACCACGGGAAGGAUGAAGACGAAGACAUGGAAGUGGGACGACGUGGAGAAGAGGCUGGUGCACAUGGGGGUCAAGAGUAGAAAGGCCGUCGAUUGCGGGAAGAAAUGGGACAACCUGUACCAGCAAUUCAAAACCGUGCACAAGUUUAUGGGAGAAUCGGGGAAGCCAAAUUUCUUCACACUGACGCAUGGCGAGAGGAAGGAGCGGGGGUUCGAUUUCCGGAUGGAUGAGCGUGUGUAUUCGGAGAUGGCGGCGAUGACCAGGAGCGAUCACACCAUACACCCCACCAAUCUCGCCGACACCAGUGCGACUAGAGGUGUUCAAAUGCCGGGCCCACGCGAGGGUCGGAAUGAAUCCGGCGGUGGUGAGGGGGGCGGGGAUGGACAGGACGACGAUCAGGGGUCCACAAAGGAUUCUAUCAGCGGCGGUGGUGUUGGCGGGGGCAGCAAACGAAAGAAUGUGAGACAGCAGACCUUCGACACGAUUGCAGACGUCAUGAAGGAGCACAAGAGUGUGAUGGCGUCAACCGUGGACAGCGCGAGAAAGAGACAGUGCUCAAUUCUGACCAGGCAGUGCGACAUUCUGGAGCGAGAGGUUGAAGUGCAGAAGGAACACUACUUUAAGUCCGACCAGGCGAACUUGAUGAUGUGCGAAGCACUUAUGGAGAUUGCUAAAGCGAUCCGCAUGCCCUCACGGGGAGCCUCGGCGAGGGGCAGGAAAGAUGGCGGGGUGGGCAACGGUGGGGAAACCAACAAAGGCAGAGGCCACAUACUGAAGUCGAAAAGGCAGCGCAUCGAUGACGCGAGCUCCUCACAAACUGAGGACUUCCUCGCAGACGAAGUGGCUAUGGUGGACGCGCAAGGGACGACAGGGGUCGUGAGGUUGGGUUUCGGACGGGAUGGAGUGUCGAGGGAGCAGCUGCAAGCAGGGAGACGCAGCGUUGUUGGCGGUGCUGCCGGGACGGUGCCAAGGUCCCCAAACACGACAGGGGUUGUCGUCACGGCCGCGCGGGUCGCAGGACAAAUUUCGGCGGCGGCAGGCCAAGGUCAGCCACGUCAGCCACUCCCCCUGCAACACGUGUUGGCGACAGGGGGAGGGCACAUGGCGACCAUGCAAAAGGGCGACGCGACGGCUACCGCCAGUCGGACAGCGGCGGCAGACCACACAACUAAAGGCAGAGUCGUCGAAGGCGCGGAAAGGGUGGGGGUCGACGAUGUUGGCCGUGACGAUGGCCGAAGAGACGGAAAGCCGGAGGCCAAUGACGGCGACGACCGUCCACUUGUGCCGAGGGGGAAGGGAGCGCCGAAGGAGGACGAGCUGCAAGAGAAGGCCAAGUUGUGGGUUGAUUGCGACGCUUUCUGGGGUCAGGGCCCCGGGAAACCUCUGAGGGAGGCGGUAGGCGAAUGCACCGACUACUUCGUCGCCGUCGCCAACGGAGACGCAGGAGCUGAGCCGCCUUCGAUGCUCAUCAUGCCGCCGAACGAUGUGCCUCGCUUCAAGAUCGACGACCCGGCGCAGCGUGAACCGGCUCUCCGCAGAGCRAGCAGCGUGGAGAGAGUAGUGCUGCGCACCAUCCACGGUUGGAUCUUUAAAUCGCAGUCGAGGUGGACUGGCUUCUGUCGUGCAGAGUCCUACAUCACGGUCGACUUCGCCACGGACCUCGCAUGAGCAGUUUGGCAGGCCUUGGAAUG